This is a messenger RNA of Sardina pilchardus (European sardine), 1242 nucleotides long. It is a transcript of the gene shhb, whose product is annotated as sonic hedgehog signaling molecule b. Gene Ontology annotation, biological process: multicellular organism development; intein-mediated protein splicing; regulation of gene expression. The transcript is spliced from 3 exons. The coding region runs from base 1 to 1242 and encodes 413 amino acids. The record is from RefSeq and is a predicted model, not a curated record. NCBI's taxonomy places the organism in Eukaryota, Metazoa, Chordata, Actinopteri, Clupeiformes, Clupeidae. Gene Ontology annotation, molecular function: patched binding; calcium ion binding.
AUGGUGCUUUUCAGGAAAAUUGUACUGUGCGGAUUCGUCUACCUAUUUUUUGUUUCCUGUGGACUGGCUUGUGGUCCUGGCAGAGGUUAUGGCAAACGGAGACACCCGUCAAAACUGACGCCGUUAGCGUACAAACAAUUCAUUCCAAACGUCGCGGAGAAAACCCUCGGGGCUAGUGGCAAAUUCGAGGGCAAGAUCACAAGAAAUUCAGAGCGAUUUAAGGAACUCACUCCAAAUUACAACCCCGACAUUAUCUUUAAGGAUGAGGAAAAUACCAAUGCAGACCGACUCAUGACACAGCGAUGUAAAGAAAAACUGAAUUCGUUGGCCAUUUCAGUCAUGAACCAGUGGCCAGGAGUUUUAUUGCGCGUCACGGAGGGCUGGGAUGAAGAUGGACAUCAUUUCGACGAGUCAUUGCACUAUGAGGGACGUGCCGUAGACAUCACCACUUCAGACAGGGAUAAAAGCAAAUAUGGAAUGCUGUCGAGGCUUGCCGUGGAGGCUGGAUUUGACUGGGUCCAUUACGAAUCUAAAGCCCAUGUGCACUGCUCAGUUAAAGCAGAAAACUCAGUGGCAGCUAAAUCGGGAGGGUGCUUCCCUGGAUCAUCCUUGGUCACGCUCAGGGAUGGUACAACAAAGUACAUCAAAGACCUUAAGUUGGGUGACAAGGUCCAGGCUGCAGACGAACAGGGGAACAUCGUGUACAGUGAUUUUCUCAUGUUUAUAGAUCAAGACACUCAAACACAGAGGCUAUUUUAUGUCAUUGAAACCUCAGAGCCGAAAAAAACACUCAGACUAACAGCUGCCCAUCUGAUUUUCACUUCAAGUUCAACGGACAAUUCAGAAAUGUUGAUAACGUAUGCCAGUAAAGUAAAGCCUGGUCACAAAGUGUUUGUCUUCGACGAGGCUGUAGGUAAACUGAAGGCGGCCACCGUGGAAAGGAUUUACACUGAGGAGUACCACAGUUCUUUCGCUCCAGUAACUGCACAUGGGACCAUACUGGUUGAUCAAGUGCUGGCAUCUUGUUACGCUGUGAUAGAGUCUCACACAUGGGCACACUGGGCUUUCGCACCUCUUCGACUGACCUAUCGAUUCACAUCGUUAUUUCUGUCCACGGGAGGAUCGAACAUUACCUAUCAAGGGGACGGGGUCCACUGGUACUCAAAGAUGCUGUUCCAUGUGGGGAUCUGGCUACUGGACAAUGAUUCAUUCCACCCAUUGGGAAUUUUGAACUGGAGCUAA